UCUUUGGAUACAUCUCGAUUCUUGAAUUGCUCAUCGUUGUUUCUUGUUUGGAUCUGACCCUUCAAAUUUUGAAUUUAUGGAAUUUGGUUCGAUCCGAAAAUAAUUUUAACUUCGAUAUUUCUUUUAAAUAGAUACGACAGAAUUAAUUUUAUUCACAAGACUGUGAGUUUAUCUGUAUUUUUAUGGGAUAUGAGAUUUAUCUGCAUUUCUAGAGGAACGAUCCCCUUCAGAAUCUUUAUAUGGAUCAUGAGUCUUCUCCCACUACUUUUCAAUAUGUAUAUCUGGCACUUAUAAAUGGUCAUAUUGUGAUUUCUUUCUUCUUGGCCUUGAGUUAGCUGUGUGAUAGCUCCUUAUUAGAUUUUAACAAGAUCCUUCUUGUGGUUUCUUCAAUUAUUUUUUAACAAAAACCUCUUAUGUUAAAUUAAAUAUUCUUUUGAGUGAAAAUCAAGUGUUACAGAAUUAAUGUAACACUUAAUUUAGAAUGCUACGUCUGCUGCAAGAUUAGUAUAAUGAUCUUUUGGCUAUCACUCUGGCAUCAUUAUAUAAGUCACACAAUUAAGAACAAUUUAAAAUUUGCUUUUAUUUCUCUCCACAUGCGCCAAUCUGUUCCGUAAAACACAGGGCAAAUGGUCUUGGAACUCAAUAUUUAUAUAUCUCCAUUUUACUUGAUUCUUUUAAAGAAAAGCCAAAAAAACAAAAAAUGCCUUUCCUUGAAUUCUUUCCACUAAAAAUCCAUUUUGGUUGCACUUGUUUCAGGAUUUGUCUCUCUACUGAAAAGAUGGUUUUGUCUGUAACUACUGGACACUCCUUAUCAAAUUCUAGAUUCACCUUCUACACCAAACCUUCCUCACUCAUACACCAUGCAGCCUACUCAGUAUCUCUUAUCAAUUCUAUUGAAUACUGAAUUUCUUAAAGACCCAUGGAAAGAAACCCCAGCAGAAUACAUGAGUCCUCCAGAAGAAAUUGGGACAGUGAUAGUGAUGCUCCAUCUUCCCCUGCAUCACCUAGUAUUUGCCUGAGCUUGGAUUCAUCUAGUCAAAGGAAUUUCAUGAGGAGCACUUCAUUUGGUACGACUGGUAAUUCAAGUUCUUGGCGAAGCAGUUCUAUUAGCAUUUCUCGUGAUGAGUCUAGCCUGUUGCUUCAGGGUGUUCCAAAUGAGACUGCUGGAUGGGUGGGAGUUAGUGGGGAUCAAACAGUUAGUGAUGAGAUGGUCAUUAGGGGAGCAAGACAAGACUCAUUAAGCAGAAUGAGUAGCGGGGGUUCUUGGAAGGGGGGUUUGAUUAGUCCUUCUCGGGACGUGGGUGACGGGAUACUUGAUUCAAUCAGACUUUCACAUGAAUUAGUAGAUCAUUUACUUGGGGAUGUUGAUAGCACGAUGGCGCAAGUGGGUGAUAGAGGGAAUAAAGAAGUGGUUGAUGACAAGGUUGAUGAUGCCAGAAAUGUUGAGAAUGGGUCUACAUCUCUCCCUGAUGACGAAUUAAUAAUAUCAAUUGGCUUUCCAUCCCAUGAUUCAAGCUUGUCUUCACUUCUGUCACCAUUGAUGGAGGAGACCAUUUCUCCACUUCCAACUGAUGCCAUGCUUAGUUCAACCGAGAAGAAUCAAAUGCAAAAGAGUACAUCACUCAAUGACAAGCAGUACAGGCUCCCUCAAAGACUGGACUACAUUUUCUAUUUGAUUGUCUUAGCUGUUUUUGGAAUUUUUGGGGAAUUUACAAGGUAUUUACUACAAAAGCUCUUUGGCCCUGGCGGUCCUCUAGACUUCACAGGGGAUAGUGCACUUUACCUUGAUCUUCCCUCUAAUAUGUUAGGUUCCUUUCUUAUGGGGUGGUUUGGCUUUGUGUUCAAAGCACAGAUACGUGAUGUAUCUGAGCAUUUAGUUGUUGGACUGACAACAGGGUACCUGGGAAGUCUCACCACCUUCAGUGGCUGGAAUCAGAAAAUGCUUGAAUUGUCUUCCAAGGGUCAUUGGGUGCAAGCUGUGGUUGGCUUCAUAAUAGGGAUGUCCAUGGUUGGUAUAAGCAUCCUUGUCGGGGUUUCAGCUGCUGAAGGACUCCAAAGAAGCUGUUCAGGCUGGUUUGACAAGUCAGGAAGAGCUGGAUGCAGGCUGAAAAAGUUAAGUGUGCAAAGCUUCGGUGGGCAAAUAAUGGUCAUGACAUUUAUGUUACUGCUAUGGGGCUUGUUGUGGGCUUUGAGUGGGGUGCUGGCUAGGACCGAGUUGGAUAGUCUCGCCGAUGGUGCUGUCCUUUGGUUAGGGUUUUUAAUGGGACCUCUAGGUGUGUGGAUCCGCUGGUACUUGGCUAGGCUCAAUGGCCAAGGGCUGGGAAGGAAAGGAAGGCUCAAAUGGCUCCCCAUUGGGACAUUGUCAGCAAACAUUCUUGCAGCAUGUCUUAUGGCUGCACUUGCAACAAUAAGCAAAGUGGUAGGCACAAAGAGAUGUUCAAUCAUUGUGAAUGGAGUCCAGUUCGGUUUCCUUGGCUGCUUGAGCACUGUUUCGACCUUUAUUGCCGAAGUGUUCGCCAUGUGGCAGAGUGGGCACAGAAGGAGGGCAUAUGCUUACACUGCCAUCACCAUCAUUCCAUCAUUUGCACUGGGAACUCUUAUUUACUCUGUUCCUGUGUGGACAAAGCAUUACGAUCAGUAAGAGUUACCUGAAAUAUUCAGCAAACACAAUGCAGUUCGGUUAACAGUAACAGUUAUUAUCCAAUUCUAAAUUUAUUGUUACCAAAGGCAUCAUUAGAUGCUUCAUGGAAAAAGAAAAGAUGGAUAUUAUUUGUCUGGGGUAACAGAUUGGAUGAAAAAUAUAUAAACAGCCAAGAUUUUCUUCUAGAUUUAAUUCUUGUAAAAUGUUUUGUUUAAUGGAUAAAAUUUCAGAGAUAAUGUAGGACUGAGGCAAUGAGGAGUCUAUGCAGAAUCCUUGAAAUCUUUAAGAUUUGUGGUUAACUGUUUUUA
This is a messenger RNA of Phoenix dactylifera (date palm), 2949 nucleotides long. The record is from RefSeq and is a predicted model, not a curated record. NCBI's taxonomy places the organism in Eukaryota, Viridiplantae, Streptophyta, Magnoliopsida, Arecales, Arecaceae.